Molecule: messenger RNA, 1272 nt
Organism: Symbiodinium sp. CCMP2592
Lineage: Eukaryota; Dinophyceae; Suessiales; Symbiodiniaceae
Source: the annotation of a GenBank genome assembly
AUGUUGGUCGAUUUAUCAAGGAAGCUCACAAGGCCAGCCAGCCUGUUCAAGAUUUUUGCAGCAAAGACUUUGCAUUGGCCCGUCAAGAAAGGCCUUCUGUGCCAGCUCUUCGGCGGCACCUGCCUGCCCAACGGCACGGCACACACCCGACCGGAAAUCCACUCCCUGCUUUGUGGCGACCCAUCCACGGCGAAGUCCCAACUCCUGGGGUACUCCUACAAGCUCGCCCCGCGUGGUGUUUACACCUCCGGCAAAGGAAGCAGUGCUGUGGGAUUGACAGCCUCGAUCAACAAAGACCCGGUGACGCAGGACCUAGUGCUCGAGAGUGGCGCACUGGUGCUGUCCGACCGGGGCAUCUGCUGCAUCGACGAGUUCGACAAGAUGGACGAGAAUGCACGCGCCAUCCUUCACGAAGUCAUGGAGCAGCAGACGGUGAGCAUCGCGAAGGCGGGGAUCGUCUGCUCCCUGAACGCGCGAACCGCCAUCCUUGCAUCUGCAAACCCUGCCGAUUCCAGCUAUAAUCCGAAGCUGUCGGUGGUGGAGAACAUCAAGCUUCCGAAGAAUCUGAUGACGCGCUUCGAUUUGAUUUGGCUCAUGCUGGACAAGCGAGACCGCGAUUCGGACCACAGGCUGGCAUUCCAUCUUCUGUCCAUGUACACGGAAGAGGGCGCAAAGAAGGUCGAAGCCGUGGUGGAUCCGGAGCUCUUCCGAAGAUAUGUGGCUUUCGCGCGCCAGUGGGUGUUCCCUGCUAUCAACGAAGAGUCUGCGAACGCCCUUCAUAAAAGCUACCUGGACCUGCGCAACCAAGGCUCCAGGGAAGCGGUCACGGCCACGCCGCGGAUCCUUGAGUCCUUGAUCCGACUCUCACAGUCCUUAGCAAAGAUGGAGUUGCGUGAGACGGUCCUCGAGCGAGAUGUGAACGAGGCGGUGCGCCUUCUCAAAGCUGCGACCUACGCUGCCGCCGUAGACCCCGAGACAGGCUUGAUCGACUGGGAGCAGCUUAUUUCCGGCAAGAGCGCUGGCCAGCGAAAGCGCAUGCAGGAGCUGGAGAUGUUGGUGCAGGAGGUGGUUCACGAGAGGACGACCGCGGGCGACCAGACCAUGACCUAUGACAACGUGAAGGCGAGCGUGAACGAGAAGCUUGGAGAACGCAAGGAGCAGCUGAUGAACGAGUCCGAAUACUCCGAGGCGCUGCGGGCAGCAGAGCACGGCGGUCUUCUCCGCCGCCAAGGAAAGGUGAUCCACCUCACAGUUACAGGUGCCAGUCAGUAG